GACGCGGGGCCGGUGGCUCCCGGGGACGAUGGACCCGGCUCGGCGCUCGCCGGGGCUUCCCCGGGCUGGAGAGCGCGCCUGAGUGCCGCCGCCCGCCGGGCAUGGGGAGCCGCUUCCUGGGCGGCUGCGGCAGCGGAGGAGGAUGCUCUCGGCGAGCCGAGCUCUGGGAAAGAGUGAAUGAAAUGUGCGGCUCGGGGUGUCAUUUCUGAAGGCAGGAGCCAUUCUCUUGGAGAGGAGUCCUCAAUGAGCCUGGCCCAGGCCCGGGAUCUGUGUGAAGUGGACUAAGGAUUUAGUAGGAUGUCAACUGAGACAGAACUUCAAGUAGCUGUGAAAACCAGCGCCAAGAAAGACUCCAGAAAGAAAGGUCAGGAUCGCAGCGAAGCCACUUUGAUAAAGAGGUUUAAAGGUGACGGGGUCCGGUACAAGGCCAAGCUGAUCGGGAUAGACGAGGUUUCUGCCGCUCGGGGAGACAAGUUAUGUCAAGAUUCCAUGAUGAAACUCAAGGGCGUUGUUGCUGGCGCUCGUUCCAAAGGAGAACACAAACAGAAAAUCUUUUUAACCAUCUCCUUUGGAGGAAUCAAAAUCUUUGAUGAGAAGACAGGGGCCCUUCAGCAUCAUCAUGCUGUUCACGAAAUUUCCUACAUUGCAAAGGACAUCACAGAUCACCGGGCCUUUGGAUACGUUUGUGGGAAGGAAGGGAAUCACAGAUUUGUGGCCAUAAAAACAGCCCAGGCGGCUGAACCUGUUAUUCUGGACUUGAGAGAUCUCUUUCAACUUAUUUAUGAAUUGAAGCAAAGAGAAGAAUUGGAAAAAAAGGCACAAAAGGAUAAGCAGUGCGAACAAGCUGUGUAUCAGACAAUUUUGGAAGAGGAUGUGGAAGAUCCUGUAUACCAGUACAUUGUGUUUGAGGCUGGACACGAGCCAAUCCGUGACCCGGAAGCGGAAGAAAACAUUUAUCAGGUUCCCACCAGCCAAAAGAAGGAAGGUGUUUAUGAUGUGCCAAAAAGUCAACCAGUAAGUAACAGCCAUGCAAUUGAAGAUUUUGAAGAACGGUUUGCUGCAGCCACCCCGAACAGAAACCUGCCAAUGGACUUUCAUGAGAUUUUUGAGGUAACAAAGGCUGUGACCCAAUUAGAACUUUUUGGGGACAUGUCCACCCCUCCUGAUAUAACCUCUCCUCCUACUCCUGCCACUCCAGGUGAUGCCUUUAUCCCGUCUUCAUCUCAGACACUUCCGGCGAGUGCAGACAUGUUUGGCUCUGUACCUUUUGGCACUGCUGCUGUACCCUCAGGUUACGUUGCAAUGGGCGCCGUCCUCCCAUCCUUCUGGGGCCAGCAGCCCCUCGUCCAACAGCAGAUCGCCAUGGGUGCUCAGCCACCAGUCGCUCAGGUGAUGCCUGGGGCUCAGCCCAUCGCUUGGGGCCAGCCAGGUCUCUUCCCCGCCACUCAGCAGCCCUGGCCAACCGUGGCAGGGCAGUUUCCGCCAGCCGCCUUCAUGCCCACACAAACUGUUAUGCCUUUGCCAGCCGCCAUGUUCCAAGGUCCCCUCACCCCACUUGCAACCGUCCCAGCCACGGGUGAUUCCACCAGGUCAAGUCCACAGACCGACAAGCCCAGGCAGAAAAUGGGAAAAGAAAUGUUUAAGGAUUUCCAGAUGGCCCAGCCUCCACCCGUGCCCUCCCGCAAACCCGACCAACCCUCCCUCACCUGCACCUCAGAGGCCUUCUCCAGUUACUUCAGCAAAGUUGGGGUGGCACAGGAUACAGACGACUGUGAUGACUUUGACAUCUCCCAGUUGAAUUUGACCCCUGUGACUUCUACCACGCCAUCGACCAACUCACCUCCAACCCCAGCCCCUAGACAGAGCUCUCCAUCCAAAUCGUCUGCAUCCCACGCCAGCGAUCCCACCACAGACGACAUCUUCGAGGAGGGCUUUGAGAGUCCCAGCAAAAGCGAAGAGCAAGAAGCUGAGCUGGAGCCUCUCUAUGCGCAGAUCAACAGACCUAAGAAAUAGCAUCGAUGCAGGCUCGUGGCGGGUGCUUCAAGACUGCCAUGGACAUCAGCAUCGCCACAGGCUCUCUUGUGUUCUUUCACCUCACCUCACCCCAUGAAGAAAUCAUGAUUGCCCAAUGGAACUCGUUUGGAAGCGGGAACUAAGAGUUUUUGGCAACCAAUGGCAGAUAUCUAUGGCAGCACAAAAAAAACCCCUCAAAAGUAUAAAAAAUCAUACCCAACAUUAAGUCACAAGUCAAGCAAAUGCUUACCCGACAAAUAUUCUGAGCUCUCUUAGCAUGGGUUUGAGAUGACCCGGUCUGCAAAAUCAUAAUUCUCUUUUUAUUUCUCUACCUGUUGACCAUUUGGAGUGACAGGCCUCAGAGAGUUACAACAGGGUUGGCACUGACUUCCUUUAGGCAAAAGCAAGAGGUCUUCUAUGACCACAACAUCAUCAUCCAUAGGCCUUUUGACAGAUGAUAAUGUUUGUCAUGACUCCACAGGGCCCGGUCUGCCAUUUUCCCCCCUUUCCUUUCUUUGUCAUGUUUGAAAAUUAAUGGGUGUACAAAUUUUUGUAUUGCUUUUGACUUUUUUUAGGUGUGGGUGAAGAAAUCUAACUGGGAAAAAAAAAAAAAAGCCUCAUAUGAAAUGAAUUAACUUGAAAUCACAAGACAAAUAAGUGAUUGAUUAUUCUUUAUGAUCGAGAAGGUUGCCAAAACAGCCCUUUAGCUAUUUUGCAUCCUGGUGAAGAAAGACAGCUUUCGGUCUGAACCUUCACUCUGUGAGUAGGAGAGGACAUCGAAUCCCAUUGAUGAGAAAGACGAAAAACACAUCUGAUUUCCUAAGAAGCUCUAAACUCUAAGUACAAUUAAAUGAUAUUUUUUAUUUUUCCGAUAUCUUGCUGCUGUGACGCUAUGCAGACAAGUGUCUUCUCCACGUGCCAUUUUCAAAGAAAGUCAUUUGCCAAAUAAUCCUGGUACAAUCCUGGUAAUGUGGUUUUGGAUCUUAAAAACCAACUUUCUAAUGGAACAAUGGUGACAUGAAUAUUCAGAAUAACAAACUGAUUCCGUGCUCACGAUGGUUCAUCUCUAUCUCUUUUUGUACAUCAGAAAAUUCAAAUGGGAUUUUUAUUUUAUAACUUGAAAAAAAAACCUUACCAUUAAACUCUUUAAAUAUUUAAGGGAAAUGGCUUUAAGGAGUUCUAAUGAAAAAAAAUUGCCAGUUUUUUUUGUAAAUAUAAAUGUUAAUGAAAAUGCUUUUUAAUAAUGCCAUUACACUGUAGAGAAGGUAGCAGGUUGAGUGCGAGAUGUGACACACUUGAUGGAUGGGGCUCACUUUCCAGAUGUUAUUCUGGAGCGUGCGGCAGGAAGCAGGAGUUCAGGGACAGCUGGCAGGAGCAGUUGGGUGAUCAGCAGCGAGUGAGCAAGAAGGGGGCCAGUGGCCCCACCGUCUCCUCUAGCCUUUCCAUGGGAGCGCCCGCCCUCUGCCUCAGACAAGAGCAAGACGGCCCCUUUCGGCAGGCCUGUCCUUCAGCUGCUGACACCCUCCCACCUCUCCACGCCCACCUACCCCCAUAGAGAUCACGGGACUGUUUGUACAGGAGACAGAGGAGUGGAAGCUUCCUUUUUUUACGUUUAUGAGACAAAAAGUGCAGUGUUCAGUUCGGAUGUUUAGCACAUGAUUUUCAUAAAGAAUCUAUAUAUUUUUGCCCUACAGAAAAUUGUUCUACAGGUCAAAUGUGUUUUCCUGAUGUUCCUAUGCAGUUACAGUAUGUUGAAUUUAGUGGUUUAACACUAAGAAGAAAACUUUCAAGAAUCAUGUGGUUAAUUGGAUUUGGGGUAAUUAUUACUUGGUUUUAAAUUUGAAAAGUAGAAUUUACAUUGACAUGUUUGACUUAAAUGGGCCUGUAUACAUUGAUUCUUCAUAUCAAUGGAAACUAAAAUGAUUUGGAAGAAGGUGUGCUUGUUCACAGAGAGAAAAUUGAUAAGUCAAGUUGAUUGUUACUGUUUGAAGUCCAAAUUUUACAUUAUCAGGCCACUGGAAUCUAAAUUUUUUCCAGUUAGGUAAACUGACCAAAUGUCCAUUCCAGAACGUAUGUAAAUGUCACCCUGAUGUGGAAGGUCUGAAGAACCAGAAAGUGAGGCCCUUUACCUCCGUCCGCAGCGGUCACCUGGGGUCCACAUGAUUUCUCUGGGAAUUGCACACGUUUUGUGACUAGGUACUCCUUUCACAGGAAGAGGAGAAUGGGAAGGGUGUGAUAUGGAUUCGAUGAGAGAGGCAUUUCCCAUGGGGAAAUAGCUUAAAUUGCUAUACCGUCUGUGACUCCGAUUCUAAACAAGUGGUGCUAUCUCCUCCUCACUAUGGCUGUCUGAGUCUGUCUCGCAGUGUCGCACCACUAUACUGAUUCUUCGGGCGGCUCCUGACACGCUCGCGGUGAACUCCGGCUGAUGCUGCUGUUUCAGGUACACCGUCUAGAGUUAAUUUCAUAGCAGAAAGUGACAGCCCGGUGGACUUGUCAUCAUUCAUUGAAUGCGAUGGAGGAUGUAAACUGGCUCUGAACUUAAGAUGCCCAUGUGGUGCAUUAAAGUGAGGGAAAGAAAUUAAGAUGUUAAACUGCCAUCCAUAUUAUCAUUGGCAGAAUUCUGACUUUUAACAAGCACUGUUUGGCGAGCUCAGAACCACCAAAUCCUAUAUCCCAAGAGGACAGUGACAUUUCCAAAUAAGAGCUGAGGUGCCGAUACCAAAAGGCCAUGGGGAGUCUGCACAGUUCUGGUUAGAUCGAUAGAAAAUCCACGUGUACCACUGUUAAUUCCUCAUUCUCCACUAGCACUAAAUUUGUCACUUUAAAUUUUGAAACCAGGGAAACGCCACCUGUCCUUCUGUCCCCAUUCCCCAUAGCUCUUCAAUCUUCACAUGCCGCAGACUUUUCUGAUAACUCGUGCUCAUCCCAGUGUCUACUGAAACCCUGUCGUGUGAUGUACCGGCACCUUCUUUUAAAAAAAUGUUUACUCUGUGGGUUUGGUUCAUUUCAAUUUCUGCAUUCUGACACAUAUUUUUUUAAUAAAGAUGAGAAAGAGAAAAUGACUGUUGCAGUACAUUUCUAGACCUACUUUAACUUUACCUCAGAUGACAGUUUGUUAACAUAUACGGACACAUUAUUUUUAACUUUAUGUACAACGCAUUCAACAGAACAGCGAAAUUUUUAGAGAUUUUCCAUUAAUUUCUGUAACAUGCCAUGUAAAACUGUUACAAAUAAACAUGUUUGAGAUCAAC
Messenger RNA from Equus caballus (horse), 5264 nucleotides. It is a transcript of the gene DAB1, whose product is annotated as DAB adaptor protein 1. Gene Ontology annotation, biological process: ventral spinal cord development; lateral motor column neuron migration. The record is from RefSeq and is a predicted model, not a curated record. NCBI's taxonomy places the organism in Eukaryota, Metazoa, Chordata, Mammalia, Perissodactyla, Equidae. Gene Ontology annotation, cellular component: cytoplasm.